AUGGACCCCCAGUCGCAGGUUGAUAUCUCCAAGCUCAGCGAGUCCGACAAGAAGGAGCUGAACCAGAUCCUGAGCAACGAGGCCCAGAAGUCCAACAUCCAGCAGACCGUGCACCACUUGAACGACGUGUGCUGGAAGAAAUGCGCCACGGGCAAGAUCAGCUCGAGCACCCUCGACCGGACAGAGGAGGCAUGCGCACAGAACUGUGUUGAGCGGUGGAUGGACACAAACCUGUCCAUUCUGAAACACCUGGAUGCUCUGCGUGGUGGACACUAA
Molecule: messenger RNA, 276 nt
Organism: Penicillium lagena
Lineage: Eukaryota; Fungi; Ascomycota; Eurotiomycetes; Eurotiales; Aspergillaceae
Product: Tim10/DDP family zinc finger protein
Exons: 2
Coding region: 1-276 (91 amino acids)
Source: RefSeq, a predicted model, not a curated record